AUGUCUCAGAACGGUAAAUUGAUGCCAAAUCUAGACCAACAAAGCACCAAGCUUCUUAAUCUUACCGUUCUUCAACGAAUUGACCCUUUCGUUGAGGAGAUUCUCAUCACCGCUGCUCAUGUUACCUUCUAUGAGUUUAACAUCGAUCUCAGCCAAUGGAGUCGCAAGGAUGUUGAAGGAUCCCUCUUCGUUGUUAAAAGAAACAUGCAACCUCGAUUUCAGUUUAUUGUGAUGAACCGUCGCAAUACUGAAAAUUUGGUGGAAAACCUCCUGGGGGAUUUCGAGUAUGAAGUUCAGGUUCCAUAUCUAUUGUAUAGAAAUGCUGCUCAAGAAGUGAAUGGUAUUUGGUUCUAUAAUGCCCGUGAAUGUGAAGAGAUUGCAAAUCUUUUUAGCAGGAUCCUUAAUGCAUAUACCAAGGUGCCUACGAAAUCAAUGGUGUCUACUACAAAGAGUGAGUUUGAGGAACUGGAAGCAGUACCAACUAUGGCAGUCAUGGAUGGUCCUCUGGAGCCAUCAUCAUCAACUACUUCCAAUGUAGCUGAUGUUCCCGAUGAUCCAUCCUUUAUAAAUUUCUUCAGUGCAGCUAUGGCUAUUGGAAAUACUUCAAAUGCUCCAAUCACCGGACAACCUUACCAGUCUUCUGCCUCAAUUUCUUCUUCUGUGCCAACUCAUGCUGCUACACCCGCUCUGCCAACCUUGCAGAUACCAACUCUUUCAACAUCUCCUUAUAUUCCCCAGCAUGAUGCUCCAGAGUCCAUCAACAUCAGCAGCCGGGCCACAAAUCUUGUGAAGCCUUCUUUUUUUAUUCCUCCCCCUUCUUCUGCAUCAAUGAUGUUACCCCCUGUAUCUUCAUCCGUAUCUACUGCUCCUCCGCUUCAUCCUACUGUUAUUUCUAGAGAAAAGGUCCGGGAUGCUCUUCUGGUGCUCGUUCAGGACAAUCAGUUCAUUGAUAUGGUAUAUAGAGCGCUGCUGAAUGCUCAUCAAUAA
Molecule: messenger RNA, 987 nt
Organism: Vicia faba (fava bean)
Lineage: Eukaryota; Viridiplantae; Streptophyta; Magnoliopsida; Fabales; Fabaceae
Source: the annotation of a GenBank genome assembly